CACGGUCAGCCUCUCUCUCUCUCUCUCUCUCUCUCUCUCACACACACACACACACACUUCGCUAGUUAAUCCAUGGAUGCUUCUUCAUUCUUGUGUUGUAAAAUCCUAGAAUGUCACAACAGCCCACAAUCCCAUAAUUCGUUUGUGGUUGAAAUCAAAACCAAACGCCAAUAUGUAAAGGAAUUCCAAAGGAUGAUAGGAGACAACAUAAUGGACCGGAGAGAAGAAGAACACAUGGGUCCGGAGUCAUCUACAAGUCUCCAUGUCCCCAAAUCCCUUGUCAACCAGCCAAUAUGCCUCCGGCGCCACAUCGGGGCCAAGCUCUCGUGGUUCGACCUCAACUUCGAUCCCCGUUCGGUCGAUUUCCUGACAAAGGAAAUCUGCACGCACUUGCACGCCAGAGCAUUAGCUUCAUCCGCCAUGAAUGUCGACCUCUUGGUCCUUUUUCACAUGCUGACAUUUGAGCGUUUUGAUGAAGAAGGAAACCGAAUUGGUGGUAAUGAAGAUGGUUUUGUGGAGAAUAAUGAAGAUGAAGAUGAAGAAGUGGUUGAUGAAGGAAUUGGUGAUGAAGAUGGGUUUUUCGAGAUUGAUGAUGAAGAAGAAGAAGGGUCCAUGAUGGUGGAUUUUGAAUCAGUGUGGAGGAGGAGAAGGGGUGCUUCAGAAUCUGCCAUUGAUGGGUUGAAGAAAGAGAUAUUUCAGUGUGGAUUUGAUGGGGAUGGGACGACUACUACUGAUACUACUAAUUGUGUGGUUUGUUUGGAUGAGAUUUCGGUUGGGAAUGAGUUCACCCGUCUGCUCUGUUCUCAUAGUUUUCAUUAUCAGUGUAUCGUUAAGUGGUUGGCAAAAAAUAACAACUGUCCAAUUUGUCGUUUUGAAAUUCCGGAUUAGAUGUUGGACCGAAGCUUGUAUUUGCGAAAUGGUGAAUUAUAAAGUGUUCUAAUAGGUUUGAUAUUUGGAAAUAUGUUUCUAAUGUCUACUGCUAGUGUUUUUUUUUUUCCAGUGAAUUUGUAAUUCUCAAUGUAACAUGUUUUGACUAAAUUUCAUUCAAUGUUUGAAGUUUGUUUUUUUUGGAGAUUUAAACAGUUCGAAUUCUUCCUAAUUUUUUUUAUUCGUGUUAGUUUAAUCAUUAGGGAUUUAUCUAUAUUUUUUCAUAAUUUUUAUAAUUUUUUGAGACAAUGCCAGAUUGUACUAUUUUUAUAAUUCGUUUUGGGUUUAGAAUUUAUUUAUUAACAUAAAAACAUAUACA
Cornus florida is the source of this 1246-nucleotide messenger RNA. RefSeq lists its product as uncharacterized. The record is from RefSeq and is a predicted model, not a curated record. The transcript has a single exon. Lineage: Eukaryota; Viridiplantae; Streptophyta; Magnoliopsida; Cornales; Cornaceae. The coding region runs from base 73 to 888 and encodes 271 amino acids.